UCACGCUCCCUCGUUCGCUCAAAUCCCUCCGCAACAAUGGACGCAUGCUUGCCUGACUUGGACCUCAUACAUUGUUUCAACAUGGACAGUCUCCCGGACAUUCUACCAGGGUUCUUCGUACCCCGGCUGCAGAACAGGCCCCAGGAUCCCAUCAUGGAUACGAUGCGCCUUGAAAGAGAGAUCCGCAAGAAACUUACUGCUAUACAUCCAGAUCAUCCUGAACGGCAACAUUUGCUCGAGCAUCCUCUUACAUCCACCGGCUUUCUCACCCAGCCGAAGGAGAAGCCUUGGGACCCAGAGCGAUUGACUACUCGCAGUAACAAAAAUAGCGGCAAGAACAAUUUAGUUUCAUGGGAUUCCGUUCGAAAUUUGCCUUACUCCCGCACAAAGCCGUCCCCACUCUGGUCAGAGCUAGAGGACCGGUCAUUGGCGUCAAUACGUUAUCACGUACGUCCGCCCCUGAGGGACCCAUAUUCACCAUCAAUAUACGUGACAUGCAGAGAAUUACUUCUAUCAUUGAGACUCGUGCUCACUGGGGUUUCUUCUCCGCUAUACGUAUGGGACAUUUAUUGGGAGAAGUUUCUUCCAAAAUACGCUUCAGACGAAUUGGAUGCCAGUGUGAUAAUUGCAGGAACGGACGAGGUCGUGAGCUCUAGUGUCGUCGGACGUUUUCUUAGAAUUGGAGCCGCUCUGCGUCGCUUGGAACUUCUGGUUGAUUCUCAGCUACCCUCACGAGGACGCCCUCAACAAGCCCAACACUCCUUUGUACAUGCAGUGUCAUGCGUAUUGGACUGCUUACGACAAAUGCUCGCGACAUCUCUCGCGUUCGGUGAAGAUGCCGGCCACCAAUUAGAGCAUGACGCUCUGGCAGCUCUGUGGAUGACCUACGAAGACACUGAGAAGCUGCUCAAUGCUUUGUGUUCUCUCUGCGGAAGGAGCGAACAUUCCAUUCCCGUUGCUUACACCCCGCUUCCAGUAACGAUCGCAGCGAUACUGUCGCAAAUUUACAACUCAGUUAAUAGUCAUCUGGAGAUGCGAUCUGCCAGAAUCAUUACAGCGGCGUUUUCAUAUAUCCUGACGGUGACCUCGCAAGACUACUUCCGACAAGUCUGCCAGUCUGUUGGAUAUAGAGCGAAUGACAGCGAGUUCUCCGGUGACAUGACAUGCCUGCCAUGUCCCAAUGAUGCGCAGAAAUCGGAUGGCCUUGACGAGGAAUUUCUGUACAAUGAAGAUGAUGAGACGUUGAAUCAGGAGAAGUUUAAUAUGCAAGCACAUCCGGUCUUCGUGCAUUCAUAUGCGGACGUCCUCCAAAGAGCGCAACAGUCGUUGAGACUGUUGCGUCAAGCACAGCCAGAUCAUCCGCUUCUCACUGAUCAACAACACAAUCAAGUCAUCUGUUGGAAAUGGACACACAAAGACGUCACUGCUGCAUGGAAUAAAGAUUUUGAUCCCUUCGAGGACGCGCAACAAGCUUCAGAGCAGCCAGACAGAAGUGGCGACGCGUUCCGGCAGGGGAAUGCCUACAAGACUGGGUUGGAGGGAUUUUCUAUUUUUGAUCUCCCACCUGGGUCGUGUCUUGCACGCGCCAGUGCGCCUGGCUGGAGAACUCACAACUCAGCUCUCUCAGAACUGCAAGCUUUCCUCGAGGACUACCCAUCCACUCUGCCGCCGAUCACGCCUACUCUCGGACAUCUGACCGAGCUCGUGUUGUCGCCACUCGUGAGACAUAUGAACCGACUAUCGGGAGCUCUGGUCGCUAUAUUUCUAACACCGGAUACAUAUCUGAACUUGCAACUUCAUCUAACUCUUCUCCGUUCUUAUCUUCUCUUGACGUCACAUUCAUUCAGAUCAAGGCUAGAGAAUGCGCUGUUCUCCGAUUCUGACGAGCCAGCAUCUUCACUCACUCGUCUGAGACGGUCUAUCGGCACGAUUAACCAGUCAUCUUCGCAAACGUCCGAUGAUACUCCCGCGGCUCAGUGGGCUGUUGGCCUCUCAUCGCAGCUGACAGAAGGCGACUCGUGGCCACCAAGGGGCGCUGAUCUGAGCUACCACCUGCGUACCGUGAUUGUUGACGCUCUACAGGAGAAUCUACAGGACGAACGUCGUCGAGUUCAACCUUCAACGACUUACGAGAGAUUGUUGCAAGAAGCUGAAUACCGCCUUGGGUUCGUUCUACGUGAUCUGUCGGCAGGAACGGGCAAAGAGCGAUGGCUCGAUCCUACAUCUAUAGAAGCGAUGGACUUCUUGUAUCUGGAUUAUCUCCCGCCAGAACCGCUCGAUAUCAUAAUAACACCGACUAUACUUUCCAAGUACUAUCGAAUACUGGCAUUCAACCUGCGGCUGAUGCGAGCCUCAAAUGUCAUGGCGGCCUUCUACCGUAUGACACGCAAGGCUUCGUGCCCGCUAUUUCCGACAUUGACACAGUCGAACAAACUACUCCUCCACUUCCGUUUCGUUGCGCACUCAUUCGUCACCUCCCUAACAUCGUACGUGUACGACUCGGCAAUUGGGGGUAACUUCGAUGCCUUCCUCCUACAGUUGGGGCCGCCAGAUGAGAAGCCAAGCACCAAGAGGCCUGCCGGCGGUUUCACCGACUUCGCGUCUCUGGCAGAUCGUCACUCCAAGGUGCUGGAUGAUAUUCUCAGUGCUUGUCUCUUACGCUCGGGCCAGAAGGCGGUUGGCGAGCUGCUUCGCGGGUGCCUUGCACUUGUGCUGGAACUGGGCAUUCUCGCUGGCCUUCGUCACAAGAAGCAGAUGCCAGAAUAUGAAGCUGCAACAAGGCUAGAGGACCUGUGGAAUGAAUUCAGGAAAAACAUGAUGACUUUGAUCAAGGUAUUGAGGGCAUUGAUCGAGAGGAACCUGGCAGUGCAUGGGUCUCUCGAUGGUCAUACGCCUCUGCUCACGAGUGUGGAGGGUGUGGCCGGUAACCUGCAUGAUCUGCUAAUUCGCCUGGACACAGCGCAAUGGUGGACGAGGAAGUACGAUCUUACAUCAAUACGAUGAAGAGCCGGCACCCUUCAUUCUUGCAGGAUUCUAUGUGAUGGAUAUAUUGUGUAGUCACAUUACAAAGGCAAAAAGGCAAAGAUGUACAUCAUCAACGAAACGUAACAAGCACUCAGUCCCA
Laetiporus sulphureus 93-53 is the source of this 3124-nucleotide messenger RNA. RefSeq lists its product as uncharacterized. Gene Ontology annotation, biological process: cytoplasmic microtubule organization; meiotic cell cycle; spindle assembly. The record is from RefSeq and is a predicted model, not a curated record. Bases 37 to 3003 code for a protein of 988 amino acids. Lineage: Eukaryota; Fungi; Basidiomycota; Agaricomycetes; Polyporales; Laetiporaceae. Gene Ontology annotation, molecular function: microtubule minus-end binding; gamma-tubulin binding. Gene Ontology annotation, cellular component: gamma-tubulin complex; equatorial microtubule organizing center; spindle pole. The transcript has 10 exons.